GGGAGCAGAGAUUAGCCGAGCGAGAUCCAUUCUCGGCCCUACACCACCGGCGACGACGCAGGUGCGUUCGUUGUGUUGAUCGCCUUCCCCGAGCCCGAUCGAGGCGCAGCGCGGAUGGAGAUGGACUUCCUCGGCCCCCGCUCGUCGCCGUGGCAAGUGAUGCCGCCCGUGCCGCGACGCAACGACGGCGCCGAGCCCUGGCGCUUCGCUGCGCCGCCGCCGCCGCCGAUGCUUCAUGCGCCGGUACCGGACGUGCCCGCGGCUCAUCGCUACCCGACGGCUCCGGCCUCCGAGGUUCAUCACGUCGGCGCGCGCGUGCCGCCGUCGCCGUAUCCCCAGGCCUUCCCGUUCGGCAUUCCAGCCUCGUAUCUACAGGGCUCCCAGGUAGGAGUAGUCCACAAUGCUGCGCCCACGCGCGAUCAGAGGUGCCCCGCCCCGCAGCUCACGAUAUUCUACGCCGGCUCCGUGCACGUGUUCGACAAUGUCACCAAGGACAAGGCUGAGCAGAUCAUGUUCAUGGCUUCCAAGGCGGCUCAAGCAGGCAGCAGCCCUCCAUUCCGUCUGCCGCUGCGGCAAUCUGAAUCAGCCCCAGCCCCAGUCCCAGACGAAAGGCAGAUGGCGCCAUUGGCGAGAGCUUGCAGUGAUCCGGUGCAUCUCAACCUGGACACCGUGCACGAUGUUCCGCUGGCCAGGAGCGCGUCCCUCGCUCGCUUCCUCGAGAGGCGCAAGCAGAAGCAAAGGGCAGCACAUGCGGCAACACCUUACUCUCGCAGGGAGAUAUCUCCUGGCAGCAUGGACACGUUCCUCAUGCUUUCUCCGGGGAACACAGCGGUGUCUGGCAACCCCGAACUGUCAUGGUUCUUCGGAGACGAAAAGGGAAGCCGCAACGAGGAGGCUCUGGACACCGAGCUGAAGAUGUAGCACUCGCGCCAAACAUCGGGUUCUGUUCACAACAACAACACACAGUACGUACGAGCCCGAAUUCUGGAUCAGGUCCGGUGGAUCGUCGAGCUGAUGAUAACAAAAAGCUUUUUGCUAAUUCAGCUAGAGAUUGCCUAGGUUUUUCUUCUUUAAAUUUUGAGUUCGGAGAGGAUGUUUGCUCACAGUUCCUCCUGGAACUGAAAACAUCGUCUUCCUUUUCGGCUUUACCUCCACGCAGAACAAUUUGUGGGUUCGUUCAGAUUGUCCGCAAUCUGGGUAGGAAUCCUGUAGUUUUGACCGGUGAGAGUUUUUAUUUCCUUCCCUUUGAACAUGAGAUGACUUGAUGUAUCUCAUACAAUGAACAAUUUUGUGAACUCAUCAGUUCAUGCCGUAAUGAAUCUAUUGCUCUUAGGCCCACAA
Molecule: messenger RNA, 1341 nt
Organism: Lolium perenne
Lineage: Eukaryota; Viridiplantae; Streptophyta; Magnoliopsida; Poales; Poaceae
Product: protein TIFY 6a
Biological process (GO): regulation of jasmonic acid mediated signaling pathway; regulation of defense response; response to wounding
Cellular component (GO): nucleus
Source: RefSeq, a predicted model, not a curated record